GGUGUCAGGCACUCCAGACAAGUUCUCUUUGCCUUGCUCUCUUCUUUAUUUUCCACAACCCAGGUUUUAGUUCUUAACUUCUACCCUGAAUCUCCCAACUCCUCGUUACUAUCUCCUAACUCUGGGCUCUUCAUAUCCCAGGCGAGCUCAAAUUCUGUAGAAGAUUGGGAACAGGUCCUCCCACUGUCUGCUCCGUACCACCCAGGGAGUUGCUCCUCAGAGGAACUAGCUGGGGAAUGAGAACCCAGCGUCCCACUGAGCAGGCUGGAUUGAACCCCAAAGCCCUUCUUCCCUGGCCCCUCCCGCUCCAGGGGACACCGGUCUGAACAGUAUCUGUGUGAAAAGCAGAGGAGAGAAGAGCUCACCCCAGCUGGGCUCCUGAGCCAGGGCCAGGGCUCCGGUGAAACGCAGGACUGGGACGCUAGUGCUCUGAGCAGGGCCAUCCUGCUCGCCUAAUCAGCUAUUUAAGGAGUUGUUGGCCAGCAACCCAGGCAGCCCCGCUCCCCAUGUACACCUAUCCAGAGCCACCUUAAAAGCAGAAGGCAAUUGUGAAGUCGCUGGCCAGCAAGUAGAGUAGAGACUGCAGAGGGAGAUAAAAAAGAGAGGGCAGAGAGAGAAGGCUGUGAGAUUUGUCCUGGGGACCUCAAAACCCGCGGUAGCCUACUGAAAACCAACUGUCCUGGAAGCCCACAGAGACACAGAGACAGCAAGAGAAAAGAGAUAAAUACAUUCCACUUCAGGAAUAUCUCUCUCUCUCUCUCUCUCUCUCUCUCUCUCUCUCUCUCUCUCUUUCUUUCUCUGCUCUGGUGUUCUGGUCCUCUGGUCUCCAAACUCCCAGUACCUUGUGCUCCUUCUGAGGAUACCAUGAUGUUCUUCAUGCUCCUGCUAGAGGUGAUUUGGAUCCUGGCUGCUUUCGGGGGUCAACACUGGACAUAUGAGGGCCCACAUGGUCAACACCACUGGCCAGCCUCUUACCCUGAGUGUGGAAGCAACGCCCAGUCCCCCAUCAAUAUCCAGACAGACAGUGUGACUUUUGACCCAGAGUUGCCUCCUCUGCAGCCACACGGAUAUGACCAGCCGGGCACCAAGCCUUUGGAGCUGCACAAUAAUGGCCACACAGUGCAACUCUCUCUGCCUCCUACCCUGUAUCUGGAAGGACUUCCCCGGAAAUAUGUAGCUGUCCAGCUCCACCUGCACUGGGGUCAGAAAGGAUUCCCAAGGGGGUCAGAGCACCAAAUCAACAGCGAAGCCACAGCUGCAGAGCUCCACAUCGUACAUUAUGAUUCUGAUUCCUAUGACAGCUUGAGUGAGGCUGCCCAGAGGCCUCAGGGCCUGGCUGUCUUGGGCAUCCUCAUUGAGGUGGGUGAGACCAAAAAUCCAGCUUAUGAACACAUUCUGAGUCACUUGCAUGAAAUCAGGUAUAAAGGUCAGAAUACGUCAGUGCUUCCCUUCAGCCUGAGAGAGCUGUUGCCCCCAAUGCUGGCGCAGUUCUUCCGCUACAAUGGCUCACUCACCACGCCCCCCUGUUACCAGAGUGUGCUCUGGACAGUCUUCCAUCGAAGGGCCCAGAUUUCAAUGGCACAGCUGGAAAAGCUUCAGGAGACAUUGUUCUCCACAGAGGAGUCCUCUAAACUCCUGGUACAGAACUACCGAGCCCCCCAGCCUCUCAAUCAGAGAAAGGUCUUUGCUUCUUUCAUCCAAGCAGAAUCAGCGUAUACCACAGGUGAAAUGCUGAGCCUCGGAAUGGGAAUUUUGGUUGGUUGUCUCUGCCUUCUGCUGGCUGUUUAUUUCAUCGCUAGGAAGAUUCGGAAGAAGAUGUUGGGAAACCAGAAGAGUGUGGUAUUCACCUCAGCACAAGUCAGCGAGGCAUAG
Messenger RNA from Molossus molossus (Pallas's mastiff bat), 1872 nucleotides. RefSeq names its product carbonic anhydrase 14 (gene CA14). Gene Ontology annotation, cellular component: plasma membrane. The coding region runs from base 865 to 1872 and encodes 335 amino acids. NCBI's taxonomy places the organism in Eukaryota, Metazoa, Chordata, Mammalia, Chiroptera, Molossidae. The transcript is spliced from 11 exons. Gene Ontology annotation, molecular function: carbonate dehydratase activity; zinc ion binding. The record is from RefSeq and is a predicted model, not a curated record.